CCGGGCUUGUGAAUUGUGAUGCAUGUUGUAUUAAUUUGUAUAUGUAUUUUUUAAGGUUUUUGCAAGGGUUUUUAUUAUCGAGCUUUUCCUAAAUAAAUAAAGGCAUGUUUAUAAAUUGAAUCACUUAUUUUAGUCAUUAGUUUGGGCUAAGAAACACUAUGGAAGAUCAAUCAGAGGAACCACAGCAAGGUUCUGCAUCACUUUUUCAAGGACCUCCGCCUGUAAGUGGCCCACCGCCAAAUCUGCAAAUGCAAACUCUUCCAGUCCUUAUGCAUGGAGUACCACCACCUGGAAUUGAAGGACCUCCGCCUGGGAUUCAAGGGCCUCCACCUGGCAUUCAAGGACCUCCACCUGGUAUUCAAGGGCCUCCGCCAGUUUUAUUGUUACAAGGUCCUCCACCGAUGCAGGGCCCUCCACCUGGAAUGCCAAUGAUGCAAGGGCCACCACCAAUGUUUUCUCACCCUCCAGGUGAUUUUUCUGCUAGUGGCCCACCACCCGAUUGGACUAAUGAUGUGGAAAUUGGUAACAGUCAUAUGAUGCAACCUCCUCCUGCAGCCGAUGCACCAUUACCAUCAUUGUUAUCUCUAAGGGUAGAUCCACCUCAAAUUGAAUCUUCUGGUACUUCUGAACCUGUUUUACCACCAGCGCUGGAAGAAGUAUUGGCCUUAAAAAAUCAGAGAGCAAUGCAAUUGGGUACUGAAGAAGUACAAGAAAAGAGUGAAAAAUCAGUUGAAGAACCAGAAUGGGAAAAGGUUGAAAAUAGUACCGCUCAGUCAGUAAUAGAGGCUCCAGCUGAACGGAAAGAGCUUGAGAAUGGCAAAAAUAAAGAGCAAAAAGAGAAAGUCAGUAAGAAUAAGAAGAAAAAGAAGCGAAAGAAGACCAGAAAUAAACAGAAGGAAAUCGAGGAACAGGAAAAAUUAAAUGGUUCCGAAAUGGUUGAUGAAGAAGAAACAGAAAAAAAAGAUAUUCAGAUUGAGUAUGUUCAAGAAAGAAUUGGCUUGCACGAGUUGGCACCACAAUAUCGUCAGUUUUACAGUAUUUUUGAACAGUUUAAAAUUUCUGAUGAUAAAUCAAAUAUUCCUCCUCCUACUUUGGCUAAUAUCACUUCAUUAUCUGGUCUACCUAAAGGUAUGGUUGACGAUGACGAUGGAGAUAAUGAAGACUUUGAGGAUAAAAAAGCUGAAGAUAAGUCAAAAAUGUCAAAAAGAAAACUAAAAAAAUUGACCAGAUUGAGUGUGGCAGAAUUAAAGCAAUUGGUGCAUAGACCAGAUGUAGUGGAAAUGCACGAUGUCACUGCCCGUGAUCCAAAACUUCUUGUACAGCUAAAAGCUCACAGGAAUACUGUACAGGUUCCUAGACAUUGGUGUUUCAAACGCAAAUACCUUCAGGGCAAAAGAGGUAUUGAAAAGCCACCGUUUAAUCUGCCAGAAUUUAUUAAACGUACAGGCAUCAUGGAAAUGCGUGCUUCUUUGCAGGAGAAAGACGAAUCCAAGACUUUGAAGGCUAAAAUGAGGGAGAGGGCCAGGCCGAAAUUGGGCAAAAUCGAUAUUGAUUAUCAGAAACUUCACGAUGCAUUUUUCAAGUGGCAAACCAAACCAAAAAUGACAAUCCACGGUGAUUUGUACUACGAAGGCAAAGAAUUUGAAACUAGAUUAAAGGAAAAGAAGCCAGGUGAUCUUUCCGAGGAACUGAGAACCGCUUUGGGUAUGCCGGUGGGUCCGAACGCCAACAAAGUCCCACCUCCGUGGCUUAUUGCGAUGCAAAGAUACGGACCGCCACCUAGUUAUCCCAAUUUGAAAAUCCCUGGAUUAAAUGCGCCCAUUCCUGAAACUUGUUCUUUUGGCUAUCACGCUGGCGGUUGGGGUAAACCUCCAGUUGAUGAAAAUGGCAAACCUUUAUACGGAGAUGUUUUUGGAACAAAUCAGAUCCAUAUCGAUGAUAUUGGUGAAGAUCCAUCAGUUGACAGAAGCCUAUGGGGCGAGCUGGAGUCAGAAUCCGAGGAAGAAAGUGAAGAAGAAGAGGAUGAUGAAGAGGAAACUGAAACUCAGGUUCCUGAUGAGUCAGGCUUGGUGACUCCUGCAGAAGGCUUGGUUACUCCUAGUGGUAUUACUAGUAUUCCUGCUGGUAUGGAGACUCCUGAAGCAAUUGAGCUGAGAAAGAAGAAAAUUGAAAAUGAAAUGGAAACGACUGACUCGCAAGUAUUGUACCAUGUCAUCCCUGAAAAACGUACUGAGAGAAUUGGUAACGCCAUGAUGGGCAGUACUCACGUGUACGAUUUGGCAUCUAUGGGAGCUGCACAAAAUCCUGUGCCAAUCAGAAGGCCCACUGAUCGUGAAGGUAUGGUUGAAUUGGCACUGGAUCCUUCUGAAUUAGAUAUGGAUAGUGAUGCUAUGGCUGUGAGAUAUGAACAGCAGAUAAGGGAAAACCAGUCUCAAUUACAAAAGGAGGAUUUGAGUGAUAUGUUGGCUGAACAUGUUGCUAAACAAAAGAGCAAGAGAAAGAGGCAACAAGCAGAUUCGAAAACAACCAAGAAAUACAAAGAGUUUAAAUUUUAAGUGUUUUAAAAUAUUUUUUAUUUGUGUUCUUUGUUUCAAGUUUUGUGGUUUCUAAUAAAUUCUCUCAUUAUUUUCAAUUAAUGAGAAACUAUGAACUGAACCAGAAUGUAUGCGUUUAGUUUUUAUCUGUUCUUAAGCGAUUUCCAUUGGCUGGAUCAUGAAAUUAAAACCGCUUUUCUUGCUUCUUGAUUUGUAUAUUUUUCCUUUUAGUAAUUCCAAUUCCUUGAACAAUAAAAACUACCUUAGAAAAGAACCCAGAAAUGUAUACAUUUUUAAAUCCAGGGAGAAGUUAUUGCUAAUUAUUGUUCAUUGAAAAUCCUUUAAUAUAAAGUUUUGGUUAAAUUCAGCAACAGUAAAUUUUGAUCAGUCUUCUUACGUUCUUGGUUUUACACAACGGUUCUGUUAUAAAAACUGACUGACAACUUGCAAACUACAGGCUUUGUGUACAAAAUCGAAUCACCUGAGAAAUCUUUAUUUAAAUCAUUCAAUGGAAACAAAUUCUUCAAUAUUCAUGCAACUGUCAUGCUGGCUCUCUCACCUUGAUGAAAAUGAAGUUGAAAGACUUUGAAUUUUUGCAGCAAUGAAACUAUUGAAGCUGUGCUCAGAGUGAUGAGAUGUUAGAGAUUUGUACAGAAUCCAAGUGGCCUCAAUUCGAGCCUAAUUAUUUUAAAAUCGGAUUGAAAUUAACAAAGUUGUGAAGCAAAAUGUCAUUUUGGAACAAAUCAAACUUUCAAAAAACAGCAAAUGAACAAUUUUGCAAGUUGACGUGAAAUUUGAGCCCCCUCACUUUGUUUAUUCGACUUGGAAGUGUGGCCACCUUAGGUUGCAACUGUGAAAAUAUAGGAACUGCAUUUAAACUUCAUUUACUUCUCUUGCAUGUCUUUUAUUUAUCGAAGAAAAACAAGGACAAUUCAAGAGCCUGGAUUAGGGAAAAAAUUGAGAAAUACAUUUAAAGUAAGUUAUCGCUGAAAUGGGAACAAAAAAUAAUAUAAAAAGGAAGUUAUAAUUUUAUUUUGACAAGCCUUAUUGUACAAAAAAAAAUAUUUUAUAUAAAGAAAUUAACAAAAUGAUUGGAGAUAUUCUUAAUUCAAUAUAAGAAAACUUUUUUAUAAAUAAAUUACUUAGAUAAGAUCAGCAACAUUCAUGGGCAUCUCGUCAAUCUGCGUCGAAUAAUAUUGUUCGAUAUCCCUGAGAAUUCUGAUAUCGUCAGACUUUACAAAAUUAAUUGCAACACCUUUACGUCCAAAACGACCAGACCUACCGAUCCUGUGAAUGUACAACUCACGAUUGUUUGGCAAAUCGUAGUUGAUUACCAAACUGACUUGCUGUACAUCAAUACCUAAAAAUUAAUAUUUUUAGUAGCAAUAAUAAUAAUCGAAGCCUUAGAAUUGUACCUCUUGCCCAUACAUCAGUAGUAAUCAAAACACGACUCUGUCCUGAUCUAAACUCCUUCAUAAUAUUAUCUCUCUCUUUUUGAGGCAUGUCACCGUGCAUAGCACUAACAGUAAAAUUGUUUUCCCUCAUUUUUUCAGUCAGCCAAUCGACCUUCCUUUUGGUAUUGCAAAAAAUAACAGCUUGUGUUAUAGUCAAAGUAUCAUACAAGUCACACAAUGUGUCAAAUUUCCAUUCUUCUCUUUCUACAGCCACAAAGAAUUGUUUGAUUCCUUCCAAUGUCAAUUCAUCACGUUUUACUAAAAUACGAAUUGGAUCUGUCAUGAAUUUUGAUGUGAUUUCCAGAAUUUCGUGAGGUAGGGUAGCAGAAAUAAGUACAACUUGUGUGGAUGGUGGUAAAAAUCGGUACACAUCGUAAAUUUGUUCUUUGAAGCCUUUAUUCAACAUUUCAUCUGCUUCGUCAAGGACUAACAUUUUUACCCCUCUUGUACGUAAAGCUCUUCUACGAAUCAUAUCUAAAACAAGCAAAUUAAUAUAGAAUCGUUCACAAAAAAUAUUAAUUAAACCUACCAUAGACUCUUCCUGGAGUCCCACUAACAACAUGUUGUCCAUAAUCCAAUUUCCUGAUAUCUUCACCAAGAUUAGUACCACCGAUACAAGCAUGGCACUGCACGUUCAUAAAAUCGCCGAGAGCCAGAAUGACUUUUUGAAUUUGUACAGCCAAUUCUCUUGUGGGCGACAGGCAAAGUACUUGCGUUUCCCGCAUGGUUAAAUCUAUAGACUGCAGAAUCGAAAUGGAGAAUGUGGCCGUUUUACCAGUUCCGGAUUGGGCUUGUGCGAUUACGUCUCUGCCUUUCAUGAUGGGUUUGAUGGCUCUCUGUUGGAUUGCUGAAGGCUUUUCAAAACCUGAAAAUAAGUUUGAAAUCUUUUCAAGUGGUUUCAAAAAUUUAAAUA
Molecule: messenger RNA, 4901 nt
Organism: Ceutorhynchus assimilis (cabbage seed weevil)
Lineage: Eukaryota; Metazoa; Arthropoda; Insecta; Coleoptera; Curculionidae
Source: the annotation of a GenBank genome assembly